Messenger RNA from Pocillopora meandrina, 825 nucleotides. The record is from the annotation of a GenBank genome assembly. NCBI's taxonomy places the organism in Eukaryota, Metazoa, Cnidaria, Anthozoa, Scleractinia, Pocilloporidae.
AUGGCAGAAAGAAUCGAUCUCUCCCAGGUACAAUACCGUGUCAUUGAGACAGAUCUGAACAAGUACAACAUCAAAAUCGAGGAGAAUCAUGGCCUCAACGAGAGAACUGGAUUCUGGUGGCUUGUGUUUACUUUUAACUUCGCUCUCGAAAAGGGAAUUAAAGUUCGCUUGACUAACUUUAAGUACAUUGAAAGCACGAAGUUGACGAUGGAAAUUGUCAGAUGUGUCUACCUGGGAAUAAAAAGCGAGGAAAAAGUGGAUUCCCUUGACAUAGAGGAGAGGCUCGCAAAUCCGGGCAAGCUUUAUCAAAUAAACGACAGCGUUGGAUGGCCCGAAAAGCUUCGUAAGUACCUUGAAGAAAACAUCGUGCCUCUGGUGAUUAAAAAGAUCAGGUACACAAAAUACAGCCCCCAAUUCAGCUUCUUUUUAAGCAACAAAUCGAAGGACAAGCCAUUGAUGGAAACUUUCCGGAAUGGGCUCAAAUUUCUUGGUUAUAAAACAUGGCUUGACAUAGAUGACAUGCCGAUGGCCGCUAAUUUGCAAGGAGCGCUGACAGUUGCUAUCGAAAAAUGCGACUGUUUCUUAGUCUGGCUCAAUAAGGAAUACUUUCAGAACAAUUACUGUAAGGCAGAACUGUUGUAUGCGAACCAACUCGGAAAAGUUAUUCUCGCAUUUGGAGAUUACGAAGAAAUCAAACAUCUUUUGAGAGGAGAAUUUGAAUUUCUGGCCAAUCGUCCUAUUUAUGAUGCUUCAAAGUCGUCCUUCCUCGAGGUGCUUCGACGCAUCGAUGAAGCUUUUUUUGAGUUCGAAAACCUUCCAAUCUAG